This is a messenger RNA of Hemiscyllium ocellatum (epaulette shark), 3747 nucleotides long. RefSeq names its product adenosylhomocysteinase like 2b (gene ahcyl2b). The coding region runs from base 110 to 1897 and encodes 595 amino acids. The record is from RefSeq and is a predicted model, not a curated record. Gene Ontology annotation, biological process: L-methionine cycle. Gene Ontology annotation, cellular component: cytosol. NCBI's taxonomy places the organism in Eukaryota, Metazoa, Chordata, Chondrichthyes, Orectolobiformes, Hemiscylliidae. The transcript has 18 exons.
CGCAACGUGAACACUGUUAGUGCAGCGACAGAGAAGCAAAGCUGGAGUUUGAGAGGAACGGGUGCGGUUGGGGAGAGCGAGAAGGCGCGCUCGGCGAUUUAAGAAAAAAAUGUCGCUUCAGGUGGUCACAGCAAAGAUGGCCGAAGUGGAAUUGAAGGAGGCAGUUGUGGCCUUGGAUAAGGUGAACGCUGAGAGGAAGAACGUUCAAACAAAAGACGGGGAGCCCACGGCGACGAGCUCAGCGGAGGAAAUCAAACAGCAUCAUUUGCCACCCCUCAGCAACACCAUGCCGAAGGACUCGAAGUCGGCGAUGAAAUCCACUGAGGCCACACAGAACGGAGACACUUUCAACGCGGACGGCACCGUCAUGGAAGCCCCACGGACCGUGAAGAAGCAGAUCCAGUUUGCUGAUCAGAAGCAAGAGUUCAACAAACGUCCAACAAAAAUUGGUCGUCGUUCACUUUCUCGAUCGAUCUCACAAUCCUCCACGGACAGCUACAGCUCAGAACUGAUGGGUAUGUCUAAUCAAAAUAAUGCGGCAUCUUACACAGAUAGCUCAGAUGAUGAAACAUCACCACGUGACAAACAGCAGAAAAAUUCAAAGGGCAGCAGUGACUUCUGCAUCAAGAACAUCAAACAAGCAGACUUUGGGCGCAGGGAAAUCGAAAUUGCAGAACAAGAGAUGCCAGCACUCAUGGCUCUUCGAAAACGAGCACAGGGAGAAAAGCCAUUGGCUGGAGCAAAGAUAGUUGGCUGCACACAUAUUACAGCCCAGACUGCGGUUCUGAUGGAGACACUUGCUGCCCUUGGAGCCCAGUGUAGGUGGGCUGCAUGCAACAUAUAUUCCACCCAGAAUGAAGUGGCUGCUGCAUUGGCUGAGAAUGGUUAUCCAGUUUUUGCUUGGAAAGGAGAAUCCGAAGAUGAUUUCUGGUGGUGCAUUGAUCGCUGUGUAAAUGUAGAAGGGUGGCAGCCUAACAUGAUCCUAGAUGAUGGAGGAGAUCUCACUCACUGGAUUUACAAGAAGUAUCCUAAUAUGUUCAAGAAGAUAAAGGGCAUAGUUGAAGAAAGUGUGACUGGUGUUCACAGACUUUACCAGUUGUCUAAAGCUGGUAAGCUGUGUGUUCCAGCCAUGAAUGUAAACGACUCUGUAACCAAGCAGAAGUUUGAUAAUCUCUAUUGCUGUAGAGAGUCCAUACUCGAUGGCCUCAAGAGGACAACAGAUGUGAUGUUUGGAGGAAAACAAAUCGUUGUUUGCGGAUAUGGAGAGGUUGGAAAGGGCUGUUGUGCUGCUUUAAAGGCAAUGGGGUCGAUUGUCUAUGUCACUGAAAUUGAUCCAAUUUGUGCCCUGCAGGCCUGUAUGGAUGGAUUCAGACUCGUCAAAUUGAAUGAAGUCAUUAGGCAGGUGGAUGUUGUUAUUACUUGCACAGGUAACAAAAAUGUUGUAACCAGAGAGCACCUGGAUCGCAUGAAGAAUGGCUGUAUCGUUUGCAACAUGGGACAUUCCAAUACUGAGAUUGAUGUGGCAAGCCUUCGAACUCCAGAGCUCACAUGGGAGCGUGUUAGGUCACAAGUCGAUCAUGUCAUUUGGCCAGAUGGAAAAAGGAUUGUGUUGCUGGCUGAGGGACGACUGCUGAACUUGAGCUGCUCUACUGUCCCUACCUUCGUGCUGUCAAUUACUGCUACCACACAGGCACUGGCAAUGAUAGAGCUGUACAAUGCCCCAGAAGGACGGUACAAGCAAGAUGUUUACUUGCUGCCUAAGAAAAUGGAUGAAUAUGUAGCAAGUCUUCACCUGCCCACAUUUGAUGCUCAUCUGACAGAAUUGUCAGAUGAACAGGCAAAAUACCUGGGAUUGAACAAGAAUGGCCCUUUCAAGCCAAAUUAUUAUCGGUAUUAAAUGCAAAAACUAUAACAACAAACAAAAGGAGGAGUCUUUCAUCACUACUGUACAGGAUCAAAACCUCUGAUUUAGAGCUGGCCUUGAUUAAGUAGUUUUAGGUAUAUAGUCAUUUAUUUAUUUAAAUAGAAUGUGUAUAAUCCCACCAGACGGUUUUACUGCACUAGAAGAUGACAGUGUUUCCGCUUAAUGUGAUUAUUUUUCUUCUAUUGCUGUAGUCUUUUAAAAUUUAAAAUAGUGAAUUGGUAACAUCCUAGCUAUUAACUGCGGAAAUGAAACAAUGCAAAAUGAAAAAUCAAACCGUCAGCUGUUUUAAAAGAUUUAAGGUGCACAUAUUCCAGUCUUUUUUUUUCUUUAGUUUGUUUUUUUGUUGAAUAAAACAGUAAGGCAAAGAAAUGGUUAAUUGCUUCAUAUUUUGAAUAUCAUUAUAGACUUCCUCUGAGGAGAUUUUUUUUUGGAAAGAAAGGUCCAGCAGAAUGAGCUGGAGCACUCAAACUAUAACUCGUCACUUAUGUUCUGUUUCCGAAUCUUUUUUAAGGAGUCAGGUCUAGCAGACUAGGAACUGUCUGACAGGUCAGGUAGUGUAGCACUUAAAAUUUCUUCUUUACAGAGCUGCUGUUCUUGGCUCAAGUCCCUGACAGUGUUUGAUAGUUGGUGUCACCUGUUGUAAAUGUGAGCUGCUUCUGCCUCACCUAGGGCACGAGCUUUGAGUCAUUGGAGCAUGUGAAGCCUAGAACAAUGUGUGGGACUGACUGGGUCACCAAAUGUUGCACAGGCAAUCUGCAGACCCUUCAUCCACCUUUUGGUAUUUCUUUUUUGAAUUUAAAAAAAAAGUGAGCUGUCUAGUUAUUUUGUGAUUGAUUCAAAGUACAAGUAGAAUAAAAUUGCAUUUUGGCUCAGCAGCUCUUAAAUGAAAGAGUGGAAUUAUUGGCUGUUUUAUAAAGAAAAGCUGCAUUUGUUAGCAUACCAGUGGAUUUACAUUGUUGAAACACAAUUGUGGUGUUUGAUGCCAGUGUGUUUUUGAUUUAAUUUAUUACUCUAUUUUUUCCCAUCAUCCUUGGAAGCUUCAAAUGGUACUAGCUGUUACAAACUUAUAGCUGAUGGUUAGGACUUGUGAUUUGCCCUUAGCCCAAUCUAACAUUUGCAUUGAUUUCGGAAUUUUUGUCUGAAGGUGUACUGCAGCGAAUUCGUCCUGGCAGUAAAUGGCAAAAUGUUACAUGAUUUUAACCAUAAACCUACAGAUUUUAAAACACCGAUUGGUCCACUGACCCUCUGUCAGCUGUCAGAUCAAGCUGUAUACAUUGCGCCAUUCCUGUCCCCAUUAAAUUUUCAUAUUUUGUACUCUAAUGACAAAUCACUUGCCCUAUCAAUGGCUACCAGUAUAAUUAUUUGUCAGAAAUAUAUUAUGUAUGUUAAGCAAGUGCUGUCUUAUUUAAACAUUUGGUCACAUCUGUUUUAGGAUCUCAACAAAUAUCUUGACCCUAUGCAUUUCUGCAAGCUGCUAUAUUUGUGGGUUUAUUUUCUUCAAAACUAAUGGCUAUAUCUGAAUCUCAGCCAGUUUUAGUGACUUAUUUUUAAUUUUUAUGAUCGUGGAGAAGGGGUGGCAGUGAAUGUAAUAAUUAUCAAAAGUAACAAAUAAAAGUUUGAGGGGAAGAGGACACCAGCAAUCUGCUCAGGAGAGCAGAAAAAUCAACUUUUAAAAGAAAAUAAAUCAUCUGUUUAUCUGCACAAACAGUUUCAAAGUUGAGGUAACUAUUUUAAGUACUGUAUUAAUGGUCAAGUAUUGUAGUAGAUGAGCAAUAAUGAAUCUGUAAUCAUUAAACCCAAAUAAAGUCUUGAUAAAAUUCAAA